CGACAGUCACCCGCAAUGCCCCUCCACGACCUCCCAAAGGUCUCCUUCACUCUCAUCACAGACGAUCCAGCCCUUCUCCAUCCAGCAGGCGUACAGUCCGAGCAAAGCAGAUCGUACGGAUACAAUGACUUCUCUGACUUCGAAAGACCGGAGCACUACAUUCGCUAUAUAGAACCCAUCGAGUCAGAGUUGGCAGUGCAGGUUGAAUAUGACAUGGACGAACAAGACCAAGCAUGGUUAGAUACUUAUAAUGCUGAACGAAAGAAAGACCAAUGUGGGCCCAUUUCGUACGAAGUAUUCGAGAUUAUCAUGGACAAACUGGAGAAGGAAUGGUUUAACUUGUCUAAGCGGAUACCGCAGCCGCAACAACAACUGGCACCUGAAGAUUCUAAAUGCUCCAUCUGCGAUGAUGGUGAGGGAGAAAACUCGAACGCGAUUGUGUUCUGUGACGGAUGUAAUUUGGCGGUCCAUCAAGACUGUUACGGUGUGCCAUAUAUCCCGGAGGGCCAGUGGCUUUGUCGCAAGUGUACGGUCUCUCCUGAGAACCCAGUAUCUUGCAUCUUCUGUCCUAACGAAGGCGGAGCUUUCAAGCAAACUACUACAGGCCAUUGGGCUCAUCUGCUAUGCGCAAUCUGGAUACCAGAGACCACCCUAGGAAAUUCCAUAUAUAUGGAGCCAGUCGAGUCAGUGGAGUUGGUGCCGAAGGGCAGAUGGAAGCUGGUCUGUUCAUUGUGCAAAGAGAGAGUCGGAGCUUGCAUUCAAUGUGAAAACCGGAAUUGUUUCACGGCCUUCCAUGUCACUUGCGCAAGACAGUUGGGUUUAUUAAAAAGCAUGAAAUCAUUGACAACCGACGGAACUCUGCAUGCGUACUGUCAUAAGCACAUGCCAUUGGAUGAAUCAAAGGAUCAGGAAGUGGAGGAUGAGGAGGAAGAGGACGAUGGCUGGGAAGUGUCCCCUCGCAACCAUCACGCUCAUGCCAAAACGAAAUCUAAAACUCAAUCUUCCAAGUCACGAACGUCGAAGUCUCACCCCACACCUACGGCAAAACGCCCAGCUCAACCAUUGGUUAUACCUGUCACCAAGAAAUCUGCCCAAGCGCAUUCCAAAUCUUUUCGUCCUGGCCCGCCCAUCAUUCCCAAGAUGAUCGUGAAUAGAAUUCUAGAGUAUGUCGGGAAAGUUCAGUUGAGGAAGAAGCCUCAGGUUGUAGAGAAGAUAUGUAGGUAUUGGAGUCUGAAAAGGGAAGCAAGAAGAGGAGCGCCACUGUUGAAAAGGUUGCAUCUUGAGCCUUGGACAGCAUCCACAGCCGCUAGAACUCAGACCGAGUCUGAAAAGGCUCAAAAACUCAAAUUUUUACAGAUGCUUCGAAACGACCUUGAAAAGGUUCGCAUGCUGGCGGACCUCGUUCGGAAGAGAGAAAAAGAAAAGUUGCGACAGGCGCAAGUUAUCAAAGACGUGAUAGAUCGAUUCAUCUUUCCAUAUAGCGAGAGACUGAGGGUGACUUUAGAGAGAAUAUCUGCAAUGGAUCGACGCGAGAUGUUUUUGAACCCGGUCACCCCAGCGGAAGCGCCUGAUUAUUCCGAUAUCGUCAAAGAACCGAUGUGUUGGUUGUAUAUAGACGAAAAGCUGGAAAAGAACGCUUAUAUAGAUAUCGCAGAUUUCAAGCGUGAUAUCAUGCUCGUGCUUGACAACGCCAUGCUAUACAACGCCAGAGAUACACCUUUUCAUCGUGCGGCGUCCAAACUCAAAACUGCUGCUCAGCCUCUUUUGAAUGAGCUCGACUCCAUCACAGCAUCCCAUCAAUCCACCUCUACAGAGUCCCUUGUACCGUCUGACCUCCCAGUUGGGGACCUCGAGCCUGCUUUGCCCCAUAUACUCGCCUUCUUCCAAGAAACAACUGUCUCCUCACAACCUGAGGAACCUCAAGACCUGCUGACAUCCCUUUUUGCAACCGAGCUUGAACCCCCCAAACCUCCCACACCGACACCAUCACCUCCCCCCCAACCCAGAAAAUACCGCAGGCCUACAAAGGAAGAGAAGCAGAAGAAGUGGAACGCAUUGGUAAAGGAAAGACAAGAGAAGGGACUAGGAAGGUCGACUAGGGGAACGGAGAAGUUGACAAGAGAGUUCGAAGAAGAGGCAGGGUUAGCUGCGGCCGCUACUCAAAGGGAGAAGAGCACCCCUGUGCCAGCGGAAGAAGGUAAUGGGAUGGGUAUAGAUCAUGAUAGAAGAGCGGUGCGCAGGAGCACACGAAAUUCACUUGGAGGGGCAUCUUCUGCGGUCAGCACUCCCAAAUCUGCCCCAAGGCAAAGGAAAAGGGAGCCUGCGCAAGUGCCUGUGGCGGAAGAGCCUUCUAGAUCAGCUCGCUCAACGUCCACCAUUCUCCCGCCGACUCGACAGCAACGUGGUGUAAUAGGUCUUGAGGCUUUGCCUCUUCUUACUACCAAAGAACGUUUGGAACAAGAGCGUGCUCUUGAUCUCACUACCACUGAGAUUGAUGCAGCAGACCAGUUCAAGAGAUUCAAUGUGGGAUGGGUUCUGCCUGAAGGUACGAAAAGGAAAAGGAGCCAAAAUGCGACGAGCGGUGGUGCAAGUAGUACCAUCUCAAGAGCACCAAACAAUUCAACAUCACGCGCAAGGGGUAAGAAAAAUGAAGCAAGUCCAUCUGCAGCACCGGCAACGUCUAAAUCAAAGUCCAGGUCAAGGAAGGGCUCACACAAUAUCAGCGUUAUCCAAGAGGAAGAAGAGGGUGAGAUUGAGGUUACUACCCCCAAAAGGUCCGAUAAAGGCAAUGCCGUCGAGCCGGAGAACGGUGGUUUCAUCGAGGCCGCCGAUGACGACAGCGACCUUUCACCCCCUCCUACAAGUUUGCCUGGAUCGGCAGCUCCAAGUCCAAGAGCAACGAGCAGCAUCGCUAAGCCAGCUGAUGCACAUGGAUCCGACAUCGAAAAUGAUGCAAGGAGCGAUGACGAAGAUCAAUUGCAAACUGAAAAAAAGAAGCCGGAUCUGGAAGGGCAAGGAGAUCAAGAGACAAUCUCGCACGGCACCAAACGAAAGGGCGAAAGUGAUAUCGAAACUCCUGUCAGAGAGAAGAAAAGAUCGAAAACCACACAGGCUAAAGAGGAGAAGGUGGCAAAAACACCACCAAAAGGAAAAGGGAGGGUCAAAGCCCUUUAUCCACCUGGAACAUUAGUCUGGGCUAAAAUCCACACAUUCCCCUUUUUCCCUGCCGAAAUUGUCGAUCUAAUUGACGAUCGCGAUGAAGUCCCUGACGCGGUGCUGAAGGAGGAGACUGCCUCUCGCGCGGCUGCCAAAAAUGUGAAUAAGGACGUAUGGCUCGUGAGAUUCUUUGACGCGAGAUCGAGUUACGGGUGGAUAACUGGAGACAGGCUGGACGAGCUUGGAGAGGACGAAAAUGUUGACGCCAUGUAUCUGGCGGGCAAGGACAGAGAAGGGAAGAGUAAAGGGUUUAAGACACCUAGCCUGAAGAGGGCUUGUAGGAAGGGCUAUCGUGAUGCUCUAAAUAGCAUGGAAACCAGUGCAAACGAAGGUGGGAGGAAAGAGAAAUAAAUUAAAUAUCUAUCAUGUAAUAAUGUCAGAGUAUGUUUUACAAACUCCCAGACUUCAUUGUACUUCUAGUGUCACAUAUGCAUCUCAUAAUAGGAC
Molecule: messenger RNA, 3663 nt
Organism: Cryptococcus deneoformans JEC21
Lineage: Eukaryota; Fungi; Basidiomycota; Tremellomycetes; Tremellales; Cryptococcaceae
Product: Bromodomain and PHD finger-containing protein 3, putative
Exons: 16
Coding region: 16-3567 (1183 amino acids)
Biological process (GO): regulation of transcription by RNA polymerase II
Cellular component (GO): MOZ/MORF histone acetyltransferase complex
Molecular function (GO): protein binding
Source: RefSeq, a predicted model, not a curated record